AUGUCUGAGUGGCUUUCAAAAUUCACCCAGCCUUGGUCUACCACUGAGCUUCCCACCCAAACAACAUUGACCCAUGUGGCUCCCCAAAAGUUCGAGGGCUUGGUCUCGACCUUGAUGCUGAUUUCUGAGGCAUGGCCCACCGAGACAAACAGAAUGAGUUUGUACGAGAUGGCCAAAGAUGGCAAAGGAGCUCAGGCUUCUAUCUCUGUGCUUUCUGCUCAGAGAUUCAUGGCUACUGCCACUGAUAACCAGAGGAUUCCAGAGAUGACUUCUGUUAUUUGGAAUGCCACCAUGGAACUUCAGGAGUUGGAAAAAGGUAUCAACUUGUACCAGAUGGAGUUGAGCCCUGUCGCCAACGGCCUCUUUGCCGGCUUCUUUGCCCUUUUGCUUAUUCUUCACAUUGUACUUUGCAUUUGGAAGAGACACCCUUACUUUGGCAUCUGCCUCACCAUGGGAACUGCGUGUGAGUUUACUGGCUACAUUGGUAGACUCUUUUCCAUUGGAGACUAUGGCAAUAAGGAUGCAUACCUUUGUCAAAUCAUUUGUUUGACACUUGCCCCUGCACUUCUUAUGGCGGGUGUUUACUUUGUUUUGGCUCAAUUGACGGUGAUACAUGGACGGAAAUAUUCGGUGCUAAAACCGCUAUGGUUUUCGUACAUUUUCGUUUUUUGUGAUGCCGUGAGUUUGGUUGUUCAGGCAGCUGGUGGUGCCAGUGCUGCUAUUCAAUUGCAGCAAUUUGGUGAUACAGUUCCUGGCACCAAUACCAUGGUUGCCGGUAUUGCCUUCCAGGUGGUGUCAAUGACGCUUUUCUUGUACUUCCUUUUCGAUUUCAUGAUAAGAAUUUGGUUCCGUGCAAGUCCAGAAAUUAAAUUCUCCUUCCAUAACCUCCUCAGUUUCCUUUUUGCAACUGGAAGAGGCAGGAAGCUUCGUGAAUUAUACUUGAACCAGCACUACAACCAGAACUACGCUCACAUAUGGUCUAGGAGAUCAUUCGCUUUCUUCCCCUUGGUGUUGCUCUUGUCUGUCAUUUUCAUCUACAUCAGAUGCAUCUACAGACUCGUGGAAUUAACCGAAGGCUGGAGCGGCUACCUCAUCACCCAUGAGGAGUUCGUCAUGACUCUCGAUGGUCUCAUGGUUUUGCUUAUGGUGAUCUUGCUCGUACCAUUCCACCCAGGUGUUCUCAUGGGUAAGGGCCUGAACAUCUCUAUGAAGACUAUCAGAAAUCUGGGCGACGAAAAGCCAGAAGCAGCCAAUGACGGAAAACUGUUGGGAGACUCCAGCUGGUCUGACGACUCUACCACCAAAAUGUCCAGCACCGAGAAAUGUCACUCCAGAGACCUGUCUGUGCUGAGUCAGGAGUCCAAUCCAUUUGAGCCAGAGAGUAAACGCAGCUUCAUGCCAUUGCUUAAAAAGAACCUGGCUAAGGAGGAUUUUGCAGCCGUACCAUACUCGCAAACUACUCAAGCCGAAUCCGUGAGUCCAUCGCUCGAACAGCACACAAGCAAGAAAAACAACCUACGAAAGUCACAGCUAAAGCAGCACAGCCGUCAUGUCAAUCCGUAUGAGUCACCACAGGAGCUCAAUUAUGUCCCGAACCUGGGCCCAUACACGGAAGAGCCCAGAGAAUACAGACCACAGACACAAUCCUACGGUUACCAGUACCACAAUGACUAUGACGAUGGCAGCAAUCACUACGACGACGUCCAUUACGGCUACGAUGAUGUUCAGUCUCAGCUGACUCAAUUGACUAACGACGAGGAGCACUUUACCUUUACCUGA
Candidozyma duobushaemuli is the source of this 1779-nucleotide messenger RNA. RefSeq names its product RTA1 domain-containing protein. The coding region runs from base 1 to 1779 and encodes 592 amino acids. The transcript has a single exon. NCBI's taxonomy places the organism in Eukaryota, Fungi, Ascomycota, Pichiomycetes, Serinales, Metschnikowiaceae. Gene Ontology annotation, cellular component: plasma membrane; fungal-type vacuole. The record is from RefSeq and is a predicted model, not a curated record.